This is a messenger RNA of Corticium candelabrum, 2145 nucleotides long. Its product is annotated as thioredoxin reductase 1, cytoplasmic-like. Gene Ontology annotation, biological process: cell redox homeostasis; glutathione metabolic process; cellular response to oxidative stress. The transcript has 13 exons. Lineage: Eukaryota; Metazoa; Porifera; Homoscleromorpha; Homosclerophorida; Plakinidae. Bases 94 to 1899 code for a protein of 601 amino acids. Gene Ontology annotation, molecular function: flavin adenine dinucleotide binding; glutathione-disulfide reductase (NADPH) activity; thioredoxin-disulfide reductase (NADPH) activity. The record is from RefSeq and is a predicted model, not a curated record. Gene Ontology annotation, cellular component: cytosol; mitochondrion.
CUGCCUAUCAAGUGUGCAGUCGGCAGUUGCAGGUGUGAAUUUCUACUUGGCAAACUGAAGCGAAAACGUGAGACUAGUCCAUCUGUGAGCACAAUGGGAGAUCUAAAAACGUCCGUCACAUCACAAAUCCAUCAAGUUCGCGCCGUCAUCUUCACAGACUCUAACAGCAACGUGAACGCCGCCAAGGUAACAGACCUAUUUGAGUCUCUGCACGUUGACUACAAGAGCGUGGAAGUGGACGUGAGAGACGAUAUGAAAGAGUAUUGGGAUGCGGUAGCUGACGUCGCGAAGCAGCGACCUCUGGCGAAACCUUUCGUAUUUGUUGGGGGUAAUGCGGUAGGCGGGGUCGAGGAGACUCUCGCUGCUCAUGCGGACGGCCGUUUGGGUGCGUUGCUAGGAGUUUUGCCACAGAAUGAGCAUGGUGGUGAUACGUUGCAUUAUGAUUACGAUUUGAUUGUCGUCGGUGGUGGAAGUGGAGGACUGGCGUGUUCCAAGGCAGCAGCAACAUACGGAAAACGUGUUGCCGUUCUUGAUUUGGUCAAACCAAGUCCACAAGGCACGUCAUGGGGUCUUGGAGGGACAUGCGUGAACGUUGGCUGUAUUCCUAAGAAACUAAUGCAUCAAGCUUCAUUGCUUGGCCGUAGCAUCCAAGAUGCUAAAGCAUUUGGUUGGAGUGUGAGUGACAAUGUGCAGCACAAGUGGGAGGUGCUGGUGGAGGCUGUUCAGGGUCAUAUCAAGUCACUGAAUUGGGGAUAUCGAGUGAGCUUACAGGACAAGAACGUAAAAUAUCUGAAUGCGUUUGGAGAGUUUGUGGAUCAGCAUACUCUCAAGACUGUGAAUCGUCGUGGAAGAGAAUCCGUCAUAACAUUUGGAUCCGUCGUGUUGGCCACAGGAAUGCGACCUCGAUAUCCAGACAUUCCAGGAGCGAAGGAAUACGGCAUCACCAGUGACGAUCUUUUCUCACUGAGGGUAACGCCAGGGAAAACGUUAGUCGUGGGGGCAUCGUACGUGGCACUCGAAUGUGCCGGUUUCCUAGCUGGUGUAGGUUUCGAGACGACGUGUAUGGUGAGAUCCAUACUACUACGAGGAUUCGAUCAGCAAAUGGCAGAGAAGAUUGGUGAGUAUAUGGCGAAAGAGGGUGUUUGGUUUGUGAGACCUGCUGUGCCUACGAAGGUGGAGUUGAUUGAGGAUGGGCCUCCUAGGCGACUCAGGGUUGAGUUCAAAAUGUUGGAAACUGGAGAGAUAAAGACUGAAGAAUUCAAUACAGUUAUGUUUGCUAUUGGGAGAGAUGCAUGCACUCAAGGCAUCGGUCUUGAACAGUUGGGAGUAAAAAUGAACCCAAAGAAUGGGCAGCUGUUGACAACAUAUGAACAGACUAAUGUUACUCACAUAUACGGCAUUGGAGACAUUCUUGAAGGGAAGCCGGAGCUAACACCUGUUGCAAUACAAGCUGGGAAGUUGUUGGCAGCGAGGUUGUAUGGAGGGCAAACAACAAUGUGCGAUUACGUCAACGUUCCCACGACCGUCUUCACUCCACUCGAGUACGGUUGUAUCGGACUGUCAGAAGAAGAUGCGAUCUCUCUAAAAGGAGAGACCAACAUCGAAGUCUACCACACCUCCUUCCAGCCACUCGAGUGGACACUCCCCCACCAUGACGAGAACACAUGCUACAUGAAGAUAAUAUGUGACAAGUCAGACAACGAACGUGUCAUCGGUUUGCAUGUCCUUGGACCUAAUGCCGGUGAGAUAACCCAAGGCUACGGAGUCGCAUUCAAAUGUGGGGCAACGAAGGCACAUUUUGAUCAGACGAUUGGCAUCCAUCCAACAUGCUCUGAGAGUAUGACAACACUGACGAUCACAAAGAGUUCCGGGGAUGAUCCGGCCACGAAAGGUUGCUGAGGUUAAUUCCCUGCUGGAGAUCGCGUGACUUGAUGUCACGUGACUUCAGUGGGGCAUGACUUGCGACUGGUUGUAGUGUAUGUGUGUGAGAGAGGAUGUCAUGUAAUGACGGUGUGGCUGUCAAUUGCCUAACGGCGAUCAACCAGACCUGAUGCCGGCAGUCUCAAUCACACAAAUAAAUAUUUCAAUUUCGUACAAACUAACGUCUCUGUCGUUGUAUAAAGUCAAUGUCAACAUAUAAUGAUA